AUGACAACCGCGGUCGAGAUAGCUGUUGGAAUCGAGAUGGGACCAUCGCGAACUGCAGCAGUGAAUGGUGGCAGCAAAGGUCCUCACUCGAUUCUAACUGCUACGCUCUACCGCACCGCUUUGAGCGCAGUCGCUUACGCAACUGCACCGAGUGGCGCUAGUUGCGCUCGUGCUGUGAUCCUUGCUGGCUCCAAUCACGUUCCGGGAGUGUACGAAGGAUUUGUUCAAUGA
Messenger RNA from Necator americanus (New World hookworm), 231 nucleotides. RefSeq lists its product as uncharacterized. The record is from RefSeq and is a predicted model, not a curated record. Bases 1 to 231 code for a protein of 76 amino acids. The transcript is spliced from 3 exons. Lineage: Eukaryota; Metazoa; Nematoda; Chromadorea; Rhabditida; Ancylostomatidae.